Molecule: messenger RNA, 5765 nt
Organism: Acanthopagrus latus (yellowfin seabream)
Lineage: Eukaryota; Metazoa; Chordata; Actinopteri; Spariformes; Sparidae
Gene: jak1
Product: Janus kinase 1
Exons: 25
Coding region: 266-3790 (1174 amino acids)
Biological process (GO): tyrosine phosphorylation of STAT protein; hemopoiesis; cell surface receptor signaling pathway via JAK-STAT
Cellular component (GO): cytoskeleton; membrane; cytosol
Molecular function (GO): non-membrane spanning protein tyrosine kinase activity; ATP binding; cytokine receptor binding
Source: RefSeq, a predicted model, not a curated record
UGCUUGUCAGUAAGGGUUAGCAGGAACGGAGGUGGGCUACGUCUCUGCCCGAGCCACCAAAUAUCAACACAUUUCGUGGAUUUUAUCCGAUAUUUCCUUCCUUCUGGAUACUGGAUACAUUUUGGGGAAGUUUUGGAAUCAAAUAGCCGGCAAACGACACUUGAAAUUCCUCGAGCGAGGAGCUCUAACUUGGUUCAAGCGUCUAAUGUACUAAACGAAACGGAAGUAACUUGCCAGCUGCCUGGCUAAGCUUGCUAGUGUCUGAAUGCCAACUCUGUGGGUGAUGGAGUUGAGCAGGCAACUCUGUGGGAAGAUGAGGAGGUCCACUAAGAAGGCCCAGUUCACAUCUUCUGCUUCCACUCGUGGCCUGGAGAUCCACUUUUACAUACCAGAGCGUAACCAGCUGGAGUACCUCAGUGGCUGUUACACUGCCGAGGACCUCUGUGUGGAGGCUGCCAAGAAAUGCUCAAUCUCUCCCUUGUGCCAUAACCUAUUUGCCCUAUACAAUGAGACAACUGGCACAUGGUAUCCCCCCAACUAUGAGUUCAAGAUCACAGAUGAAACCAGUGUCAAGUUGCACUAUCGCAUGAGGUUUUAUUUCAGAAACUGGCAUGGCACCACUGAAGGAGAGUCUCCAGUUUGGAGACACUGCAUCAGUAAACUCAGAGGGGGACUUAGCCCACAGAAGACACCAGAAGGGACCCCCCUACUGGAUGCGGCUUCUCUUGAUUACCUGUUCUCCCAGGGCCAGCAUGACUUUCAGAAGGGUGUUGUUCCACUGAGGAUGCCCCAGUCAGAGGCAGAGCAACACGAGAUAGAAAAUGAGUGUUUGGGCAUGGCUGUGCUCGCUAUCACACACCACGCUCAAAAAAUGGAUAUGUCCACUUCCAAUGAAAUUAGCUACAAACGUUUCAUCCCUGAGUCACUUAACCGCAACAUUAAGCAGCGCAACUUUCUGACCCGCAUCCGCAUCAACAAUGUCUUCAAGAAAUUUCUCAGUGAAUUCAACCGCCGCACAGUCAAGGACAGCAACAUCACCCCAUACGACCUGAAGAUCAAGUACUUGGCCACACUGGAGGGCCUGACCAGUGGACUUGGCAGCGAACUGCUCGAUCCCAUCUUGCUCAGUGUGCAGGAGGGAGAGGCCAGCAAUGGAGGUUACUUCGGGUACUACAACCAGUGCCAAGGGCAGAGCCAGAGUCAGAACAUGGAGACAAGCCACGACAUGCAGGUCCGGGUUACUGGCACCACUGGCAUUUCUUGGAGGAAGAAGCCUCCUACAGCAUCUGUGAUCUGUAAAGAAAAGGGGAAGUCAAAGAAGAACAAGCAAGAUGGAAAACAGAAAAAUGACAAGAAUAAAGAGGCAGCUGAAGGCUGGGUAAACUUUUGUGACUUCCAUGAGAUCACCCACACCGUCAUCAAAGAGGCAACGGUCACCAUCUAUAGACAGGACAACAAAAGGAUGGAAUUACAAAUGGCUUCCAAGUCUGACGCUCUGUCCUUUGCAGCCCUUGUGGAUGGGUACUUCAGGCUGACAGUGGAUGCCCACCACUUCCUUUGCAAAGAGGUGGCCCCUUAUUCGGUGGUGCACAACAUCGACAACGGCUGCCACGGACCCAUCUGUACGGACUACGCCAUCUACAAGUUGCGUCAGGAAGGCAACGAGGAGGGCACAUACAUCCUGCGCUGGAGCUGCACUGACUACCAGUACAUCAUCAUUACUGUCGUUUGUACUGAGAUCGACCUAAGGGAGUCCCGUCCUGUGCGUCAGUAUAAAAACUUCCAGAUUGAAGUGGCCUCCGAUGGGUUCCGCCUGCACGGCACUGAGACAUUUCGACCCACUCUCGGGGAGCUACUGGAGCACCUGGAGGGCCAAAGUCUUCGCACCGACAACGUCCACUUCCAGCUGCUACGAUGCUGCCCUCCACAGCCAAGAGAGAUCUCUAACCUGCUGGUGGUCACUAAAGAGAGAGCACCGGCCCCUCAGACACCAAUUCAGGACAGUCAGCUCAGCUUCAUUCGCAUUCUCAAGGAGGACAUUGAACAGGAGGAGCACCUUGGCCGGGGCACAAGAACCAACAUUUACUCAGGCACACUGAGGGUGAAGAGUGAGGAGGCGGAAGAGGAUGCAGGUUACUCAUCUUUCCAGGAGGUCAAGGUGGUUCUGAAGGUGCUGGGUUCUGGACACAGAGACAUCUCCUUGGCCUUCUUCGAAACAGCCAGUAUGAUGCGUCAAGUGUCCCACAAACACAUAGUGCUGCUGUAUGGAGUGUGUGUCCGCCAACAGGAGAAUAUCAUGGUUGAGGAGUGUGUCCAGCUGGGACCGCUGGACUUAUUUAUGAGGAGGCAGAAGGACCCCCUUAGCACACCUUGGAAGUUCCAGGUGGCCAAGCAGCUGGCUGCAGCCCUUAGCUACUUGGAGGACAAAAAGCUGGUCCAUGGUUUCGUGUGCGCUAAAAACAUCCUGUUGGCUAGGGACGGACUGGGCACUGAUGAAGGAGGGCCCUUCAUCAAGCUCAGUGACCCAGGAAUACCGAUCACAGUUCUCACCAGAGAGGAGUGUGUGCAUCGUAUCCCAUGGAUUGCUCCGGAGUGUGUGAAGAGCGUCUCCUCCCUGAGUGUGGCAGCUGACAAGUGGGGCUUUGGUACCACCCUGUGGGAGAUCUGCUAUGAUGGAGAGGUCCCCCUCAAAGAGAAGAAACUCACAGAGAAGGAGAGGUUUUAUGAAACAGAGUGCCAACUGGCCACUCCAGACUGCAUUGAGCUGGCUCAACUGAUGACCCACUGCAUGAACUAUGACCCCAAGAAGAGACCUUUCUUCAGGGCUAUCGUCAGAGACAUAGACAUGCUUGAGGAAAAGAACCCGUCUAUCAAACCAAAGCCCACACCAGAGGUUGACCCAACUGUGUUUGAAAAGAGAUUCCUGAAGAAGGUCCGAGAUCUUGGAGAGGGCCACUUCGGUAAGGUCGAGCUGUGUCGCUAUGAUCCUCGGGGAGAUAAAACGGGUGAGCUGGUGGCUGUGAAGUCUCUGAAGCCUGAGAACCGUGAGGAGCAGAGCACCAACCUGUCACGUGAGAUUGACAUCCUGAAGGCCCUCUACCAUGAGAACAUUGUUAAAUACAAGGGCAUUUGUCAGGAGGAAGGUGGUCAGGCCAUUAAGCUGAUCAUGGAGUACGUACCACUGGGCAGUUUGAAGGAGUAUCUACCCCGACGCAAAAAAGACACCAACCUCGGCACCCUGCUCAGCUACUCCAUCCAGAUAUGCAAGGGAAUGGACUAUCUGGGAUCUAAAAAUUACAUCCACCGGGACCUGGCUGCCCGAAAUGUGCUGGUGGAGAACGAGAGGACGGUGAAGAUCGGAGAUUUCGGCCUCACCAAGAGCAUCAAGGAUAAUGAGGGAUAUUAUACUGUCAAAGAUGAAAAUGACAGCCCUGUUUUCUGGUAUGCUCCAGAGUGUCUGACUUACUGCAAGUUCUACCGAGCUUCAGACGUUUGGUCCUUUGGAGUCACGUUGCACGAACUCAUCAGCUACUGUGACCCCAAGAAGAGCCCGAUGAACCUCUUCCUCGACAUGAUUGGCAAGACUCAUGGUCAGAUGACUGUCAUGCGAUUGAUAAAGGUCUUGGCAGAAGAGAAGAGGUUACCACGUCCUGAUGACUGUCCUGAGCCUGUGUACGAGCUGAUGCUCAAAUGCUGGGAGCAGAUGCCUGAGAAUAGGAUCACCUUUAGCCAGCUGAUUGAUGAGCUGACAAGAAUGAUGCAACAGCUCCAACCACAGAACGACUUUUAAACCUCAGCCUGUUUGAGGCUCUGGGAGCGAAGACGGCAAAACAGACCCCAGAUCAGCAACUGCUUUGUUCAGCUUCACAGUACUGAGAGACACAUCUCCUUCAUACUCACAUAUAAACCUUCCACAACUUUGGUAUAAAGACUUGGUUAUUUUAGUUUGCUAUAUUUUCAACAUUUUUAUUUGACGCUCUCAUAUUGGUCGUAUUACUCUGAUAUUUGAUUAUUUUGGAUGAGAUAAGAUUAAUCCUGAUAAAUCUUGUAGCCUUAGCCCAUGUUUAAUGUGACCUAAUAUCUUCCAAGUAUAGCUAUCUGCAAUGUGAGAAAUAUCAAACUCAUGUGGACUUGUUGCUCGUAUAAUGUGCUCUGAAGGCCUUAUAAUCAUGUGGACACAUGGCUGAUGUCGCUCAUUGAAGCUUGAAUGAUGGAAACCAAGCAACGGACUGCUCACUUUACAAUGUUAAAUAGUAUUGUGGCGUUCUUCUUUAUAACGGAAGCUGGGUGGAUGACUGCUGAAUCAUAUUAAGUGCUGGGAUGGAUGAGCUAAAGAAGAUGGAACACGGGCAUUAACACAGAGAAACUGAAGAUGGGUUUUUCAGCAUUUUGUGCCACCGUUGCUUGUUUCAUGGACUCAAAAAUCUCCUGAUUAUUUCUUUAAGAGAGCCAGGGAAUGAUCUGUGUUGAAUGUUUGGAUUUUCUGUUCAUCAUGUGCAGAUGUCGGCCACGUUCCUCUUGCUGCAUUCUUUUAGAGUUAGAGAAAUAGUUUAAUUGUUUCGGUCAUUUGUGAGCCAAAAUGCCAAAUAUUCAUUGGCUUUAGCUUCCCAACUGUGAGGAGAAUGUGCUUUGUUUCAAAGUUUUUAGGAAGCAGGCAUGUUCACUGUCAAGGAAUUGACAUAGUUAUAAAGCAGAUGAAAUGAUAAGUUUAUUGGCAGCCUGUGUUGUAACCAGACACCAAUCACAAUAGUUUCCAUGUGAAGGAGCUGCUUGAGCUUCAUCUGCACAGAACCGAAAAUCUGACAUUUUUUCUUUAACAGGUUAUUGUGCUCUAACCUCUUCACGCCAUCAAGAAGGGAUAUUUUCCAUAAAAACAAUUCACUUUUACACUGUGUGUCUUACAUCCUUUGAAUGUUUGAGAUGGUUAUGUUUGUACACUUCAGUUCAUUAAAUAAUGGAAUGGAUUGAAUCUUGGUUAGUCCUCACAUACAGCACUCUCAGUACCUGUGAGAGACACUUGAGGGCAGCAUCACUUCAAUUUCUCCCCACUGUUUUCUUGUGGCUCUUCAGUUCGAAUGUGUUAAAGCCACAAAUACUUUAUUACAUGUUUAUAUACUAUACAUAUUAAAGCAGAAUAAGAGCCAAUUACCAUUGAUGCAUACUGUUGAUGGAAGAACUUCAGAUGGUACAGAGGGUUUGAAGUGAGACAGAGAAAUGAUAAUUCACAUGGCAUUUCAUGUUCAUUUGUUGUAGCGACAAGAAAUGUUCAUAGCAAUGCACUAUAAUGUACAUGCAUUUUAUUUGUUUCUUUGUAUCCUUCAAUAUGCCAGGAAAUGCAUAAGUGUAUUUUAUGUGUGUCAGUGAAAUGGUUUGAGCAGAGGGUUUUUGUUUGUUUUGUUUUUGUUCCUGUGUUAAAUCCACCAGUAGAUUUGAGCCAUGUAGCCACAAAAUCUCUCAGUCAGAUAUGAUCAUGACUUCAACUUAGAAAUGGUCCAUUCUGAUGCAACUGUCUGGCUUUUUACUGUGAAUGUUGGUAGAAAGGCAAAAGAAAAGGACUGUCGAAAAAACAAAGUUGCGCUUCAGUCCACAUUUUAUUUAGGAAUGUAAAAGACAAUUCCUUCUGCUCAAAGUAAGAGAAAGAAAAGAAAUAUAUAUAUAUAUAUAUAUUUUUCAAAAAAAUAAGACAGAAAGUAUGACUUAUGGAAGGUAAAAGUGUCCAUAAAUACACAAUGAAAAAAUAAAUAAAAUCAUGUUUUGUUCAUCAA